Molecule: messenger RNA, 927 nt
Organism: Hippopotamus amphibius kiboko
Lineage: Eukaryota; Metazoa; Chordata; Mammalia; Artiodactyla; Hippopotamidae
Product: taste receptor type 2 member 42-like
Exons: 1
Coding region: 1-927 (308 amino acids)
Biological process (GO): G protein-coupled receptor signaling pathway; sensory perception of taste; detection of chemical stimulus involved in sensory perception of bitter taste
Cellular component (GO): membrane
Molecular function (GO): G protein-coupled receptor activity
Source: RefSeq, a predicted model, not a curated record
AUGAAGGUGUUCUUUCUAGUAGUGGCAACAGGAGAACUUGUCUUAGUAGUGCUGGGAAAUGGGUUCAUUGGACUGGCAAACUGCAUCGAGUGGGUCAAGAAGGGGAAGGUCUCAUCAGCUGAUUUUAUCCUUACCUGCUUGGCUGUAGCUAGAAUCAUUCAACUGUGGGUAGCACUAUUGGAUUCACUUAUAGUCGAGUUAGCUCCACAUCUGUAUGCCACCGGCAAACUAACAAAAUUGGUUACUCUUCUAUGGACACUAACGAAUCACUUAACUACCUGGUUUGCCACCUGCCUCAGCAUGUUCUACUUCCUUAAGAUCGCCCGUUUCUCUCACUUCUUUUUCAUCUGGCUGAAGUGGAGAAUGAACAGAGUGGUUUUUGUGCUCUUCCUGAGCUCUUUCUUCUUAUUGUAUGUUGACCUCUUAAUGCAGGAUGCUCUUGGUGAGUUGUGGAUAAGUAUCUAUAGAGAACAUGAAAGAAACACAACUUUGCAUUUAGAUGCAAGUAAAAUUUUCUAUCUUAAAAGCCUUAUUAUUCUUAGCUUGAUCUAUAUUAUCCCCUUUCUUCUCUCCCUGGCCUCUUUGCUGCUUUUAUUUCUUUCCUUGGUGAGACACACCAAGAAUUUCCAACUCAACCUGAAUGGCUCGGAAGACUCCACCACAGAGGCUCAUAAAAGGGCCAUGAAAAUGGUGACACCCUUCCUUCUACUCUUUAUCAUUUACUUUAUCUCCACUCUUAUAGGAAGUUGGAUUGUCCUUAAGGUACAGUGGUAUCAGGCCAUGACGCUUGUCAUGGUGAUUUCAAAUGUCUUUCCCUCUGGCCACUCGUAUGUUAUAAUUUUGGGAAACAGCAAGCUAAGACAGAUGGCCUUGAGAUUACCAUGGCAUCUUAAAUUCUCUAAAAGAAAAUCGAAACCUUUAGCUUAA